Molecule: messenger RNA, 2348 nt
Organism: Oryza brachyantha (malo sina)
Lineage: Eukaryota; Viridiplantae; Streptophyta; Magnoliopsida; Poales; Poaceae
Product: cysteine-rich receptor-like protein kinase 6
Exons: 7
Coding region: 1-2058 (685 amino acids)
Biological process (GO): protein phosphorylation
Molecular function (GO): ATP binding; protein kinase activity
Source: RefSeq, a predicted model, not a curated record
AUGGCCACGUGCCGUGGCCACCUCCUCCCCACCCGCCUCGCCGCCGCCGUCGCGGCGACGCUCCUGUCCUUCCUCCUACCGCCGCGGCUCGUCGCCGGCCAGCCACUCGGCAACUUCUGCGGCAGCAGCGGCAACUACACCCGGAACGACACGUACCACGCCAACCUGCGGCGCCUCUCCGCCACCCUGCCCAAGAACGCCUCAUCGUCCCGGACACUCUUCGCCAAGGAGAGCCUCGGCGCCGUCCCGGACGUCGUCUACGCGCUCGCGCUCUGCCGCGGCGACGUCGCCAACGCCUCCGCCUGCGCCGACUGCGUCGCCACCGCCUUCCAGGACGCGCAGCAGCUCUGCCCCUUCAACAAGGACGCUACCGUCUUCUACGACCACUGCGUCCUCCGCUUCUCCAACCAGAACUUCGUCGCCUCCCCCACCGGCGGCGGUGGCGCGUUCCUCAUCCUCAUGAACACGCAGAACGUGUCCGCGCCGGCCAAGGUGUUCGACAGCGCCGUGGGCGUCCUCAUCAACGCCACCGCCGACUACGCGGCGGCCAACUCGUCCAAGCGGUUCGGCACGGGGGAGGAGGUGUUCGGCGGCAUCAAGAUUUACGGGCUUGCGCAGUGCACGCCGGACAUGGCGACGGCCGACUGCCGGAACUGCCUCGGUAGCAUCAUUGCGAUGAUGCCGAAGUAUUUCAGCGGGAAGCAAGGCGGCCGGAUUCUCGGACUCCGGUGCAACUACAGGUACGAGACAUACUCUUUCUUCAACGGCGUCUCCCUGCUGCAGCUCCCGGCGGCAUCGCUAGGACCGCCGCCGGCGCCAUCUCCAGCGCCAGUGAACGUGACGCCAACAGUCACCACCGAAGGAGGGAACAGAACUGGUAGGGUUUUAGCCAUUGCAUUGCCUAUAGUCGCUGCAAUACUGGCUGCUGUAGUAAUAUGCUUUUAUCUAAGGAAGAGAAAGAGGGAACGAGCAAGAAAGCCAUCAAUACCAUAUCAAACAGAUCCGGAGGACAUAGAAGAUAUUGAUUCGCUCAUUCUUAGUCUAUCAACUUUACAAGAGGCAACAAAUGACUUUGACGAGAGCAAUAAGCUUGGUGAAGGAGGGUUCGGUGCAGUUUAUAAGGGACUCCUCCCUGGUGAUCGAGAAAUAGCAGUGAAAAGGCUAUCUCAGAGUUCUCGACAAGGGAUAAAGGAGUUAAAAAAUGAGCUUGUUUUGGUUGCUAAGCUUCAACACAAGAAUUUGGUGAGACUUGUCGGUGUUUGCUUGGAAGAACACGAAAAAUUACUUGUGUAUGAAUACAUGCCUAACAAAAGCCUCGACACAAUUUUGUUUGAUCCUGACAGAAGCAGUGUGCUAGAUUGGUGGAAAAGAUCAAAGAUAAUCAAUGGGAUCGCUCGAGGCUUACAAUAUCUCCAUGAAGAUUCUCAGCUGAAGAUAAUUCACCGGGACCUCAAAGCGAGCAAUGUUCUGUUAGAUUCCGAGUUUAAUCCCAAGAUUUCAGAUUUUGGCCUAGCGAGGCUAUUUGGAAAUGACCAAUCACAGGAUGUCACAAAUCGUGUCGUUGGAACAUAUGGAUACAUGGCCCCCGAGUAUGCCAUGCGCGGGCAUUACUCCAUCAAAUCAGAUGUUUUCAGCUUCGGUGUUCUGAUUUUAGAGAUCGUCACGGGAAGGAAGAACAAUGUCUCCUACGACUCCGACCAAUCGGUUGAUCUCUUGAGUUUGGUGUGGGAGCACUGGACGGCAGGAACAGUUGCAGAGCUUGCGGAUUCAUCCUUGGCUGGGCGUUGUCCCAGAGACCAGAUCUUGAAGUGCGUUAACAUUGGGCUCCUGUGUGUUCAGGAAGACCCCAUAGAUAGACCAAUGAUGUCAGUGGUGAAUGUCAUGCUUGGCAGCAGCACUGUCUCUGUCCAGGCACCAUCGAGGCCGGCAUUUUGCGUCCAAAAGAGCAGUGUCAGCUCAGAUACGUACUCGGAACCGUACCGUGGAGGUAGCCAGUGCACAGACCGGUUGCCCAUGUCACCAAACGAGGUUUCGAUCACUGAACUUGAGCCAAGAUAAACCCAAUGUGAUGUUGAAUUCAUAUUGUACCCAUUUUUGUUUUUGUUUUUGGCGAAAGAUCUAGUGUAGGGAAAGGCCUACAUCAUACUAUGUAUUAGGCUAUUAGCAAUGAUCCAACACACAAUAAGGGCAUCAGCAAUGAAUAUGACGCAAGGUCAUAAAGUGGGUUUCACCUAUUUUGGUAUGGUUGAUUGAAAUCUUUCACAAUAUUGAAUACCUAUUGGAUGUUGUAUUAGGCUGCUGAAAAACAUUACUAUAUUUUAUUGAGCAAUUUUAUUGGCUUAAGAAUG